AUGGCCGGCACCGCUAGCAUCAUCCUCCUUAUCCUCAUCACCCUCUUCUUCCCACCGGUGGGCGUCGCGCUCGUCGCCGGCUGCGGAGCCGAUGUUCUGAUCAACAUCUGCCUCACACUGCUCGGAUACAUCCCGGGCCACAUCCACGCCUUCUACAUCCUCUACGUCUACUACAGUCGCGCGGACCGUCCGACCCCAGAGCGCGCCCCAGGCAUCUACUCGGAUCGCGUGCAGACCGGCGGCCACGGCUACCCGCAGGGCGGCUACGGCACCAUCAACAACCCUCCCCCACCCCAGGGCGCUUAG
This is a messenger RNA of Diaporthe amygdali, 306 nucleotides long. RefSeq names its product stress response rci peptide. Gene Ontology annotation, cellular component: membrane. NCBI's taxonomy places the organism in Eukaryota, Fungi, Ascomycota, Sordariomycetes, Diaporthales, Diaporthaceae. The record is from RefSeq and is a predicted model, not a curated record. The transcript has 3 exons. Bases 1 to 306 code for a protein of 101 amino acids.